AUGUCGGCCGCCCUGAACAAGAUCGCUCCCAACAGCCCCUCGAGGCAGAGCCCCUCCGAGAUCGAGACCAGCAUUGCCAAUGCUCUCUACGACCUCGAGCAGAACAUCCCGGACAUGAAGGCCUCUCUGCGCCCUCUCCAGUUCGUGUCCGCCCGCGAGAUUGAGGUUGGCCACGGCAGGAAGGCGGUCGUCAUCUUCGUGCCCGUUCCCCUUCUCCAGGGCUGGCACAAGGUCCAGCAGCGCCUGACCCGCGAGCUCGAGAAGAAGUUCUCUGACCGCCACGUCCUGAUCGUUGCUUCCCGCCGCAUCCUUCCCCGCCCCAAGCGCUCCAACCGCUCGCGCUCCAACCAGACCCAGAAGCGUCCCCGCUCCCGCACUCUGACCGCUGUCCACGACGCCAUCCUCCACGACCUCGUCUACCCCGUCGAGAUCGUCGGCAAGCGCGUCCGCACCAGGGAGGACGGCUCCAAGGUCCUCAAGAUCAUCCUCGACGAGAAGGAGCGCGGCGGUGUCGACUACAGGCUCGACACCUACUCUGAGGUCUACAAGCGCCUCACUGGCAAGGGUGUCAACUUCGAGUUCCCCCAGAGCAACGUCUCUGAGUACUAG
Molecule: messenger RNA, 609 nt
Organism: Lasiodiplodia theobromae
Lineage: Eukaryota; Fungi; Ascomycota; Dothideomycetes; Botryosphaeriales; Botryosphaeriaceae
Product: 40s ribosomal protein s7
Exons: 3
Coding region: 1-609 (202 amino acids)
Biological process (GO): rRNA processing; ribosomal small subunit biogenesis; translation
Cellular component (GO): cytosolic small ribosomal subunit; ribosome; 90S preribosome
Molecular function (GO): structural constituent of ribosome
Source: RefSeq, a predicted model, not a curated record